This is a messenger RNA of Tetrahymena thermophila SB210, 2163 nucleotides long. RefSeq names its product MHCK/EF2 kinase domain protein. Gene Ontology annotation, biological process: phosphatidylinositol biosynthetic process; positive regulation of kinase activity. Gene Ontology annotation, cellular component: endosome membrane; PAS complex. The transcript has 12 exons. The record is from RefSeq and is a predicted model, not a curated record. NCBI's taxonomy places the organism in Eukaryota, Ciliophora, Oligohymenophorea, Hymenostomatida, Tetrahymenidae.
AUGAAUAAUGAAAUAGAAAUUCCUAAUUCCAUUAUGGACAACCUUAUGUCUAAGAAUAAUGAAAAGAGAAAUUUAGCGGGCAAGAAUAUAGAGGAUUUAAUUCGCUAGAUCCUAGAAAAACAGAAUCCAUAAGAUAGUUAGGUUUAUAAGAUGAUCUAGUAUUUUACAAAAAAUUUAGGAAGCACAAAUAUAAACGAUAAGAGGGGAAGCAUUAAAGCAAUAACAUCUAUUGGUAUUGCUUUAAAAGAACAUGAAAAAUAUGCGAGGUAGUAUGUUAAAAUGCUAACUAGACCUCUAAUAGAUCAAAUGUAAGAUAACGAUUCAAAAAUUAGAUUUGCAUGUCUUGAAGGGUUAUAUCAUAUUACAUUUGCCUUAUAAGAUAUUAUCUUACUCAAUUUUAAAGAUAUUUUUGAAACACUUGUCACAAAAGUUACUGAUAUGGAUAAUUCGGUGAGAUCUGCAGCAACAACUCUUGAUAAUUAGUUGAAGACAAUUGUUUAGGCAGCAGAUUUUUAAAAAGGGGACUUAAAAAUCGAAGAAUUGAUGGAAUUAAUCAACAAAAAAAUUGUUGCUUAAAAUCCAACUAUUAAAUCAAUGCUUUUAAGUUGGAUUAAAACAUUAGAUUCUAUACCUGGAGUAAAUAUGUUAAGAUAUCUCCCUAAAUUUUUGGAGUAGCUAUUUUUAAAUAUGUCCGAUUCGAAUAGAGAAAUAAGAUAAUCAGCAGAGUUAUGUUUGAGAGGAUUUUUAGAAGAAAUAAUGUAAAGAUCGAACACUAUGGAUUCAUAAAACAAUUUAAGCUUUGCAAACGAAGAUGACGAAAUCGGAAGAGAAACCCAUGAAUAAAUUAUUAAUGUACUAAUAGAAAUUAUAAGAACUCCAAAUCCUGGUGAAAAAACUAAAUACAACAACAUUUCCCAAAUGAAUUGUGUUUGGUGGAUUCAUGAAUAUCUCUAAAUGCUAGAAUAGCAUUCUUAAUAUAUUGUAGAGGAAGAAGAACAUAAAUGUGAAAGAUAAAAUCCUGCAAUUUAAGCUUUACUAAACAAAAUUCCAGUUAUUAUACAACAAACUCUUUAUCUGCUUUCUAAUGAGCAAGAAGAAAUAAGAAGGUCUGCAGAUAAAAUUAAUUAGUUAAUGCUUAGAAUUUUGGAAAAAUUAAAGGACAAAUCAGGGAAAUUUAGUGAAGCAAUGCCAAUGCUGCAGCAAAUGCUCGAUGAAAAACGAGAGUCAACGGCGCAAAGCGCGCUGGUAUGGAUGAGAUAACUAAUUAAAUAUUAUAAUAAAAAUAAAUCUGCUUAAAUAAAUUAAGUUCUUUCUUAAUUAAUUGCAAAGUUGUAUGAUUCUGAUUCCAUGGUAGAAAAUGUCAUGGAAGUACUUGGUAAUAUUCUAAAAGAUAAAGAAAAUUUUGAUCUUGUUAUCGGACAAAUAUUGAAAGCAUGCUUUUAGAAUCAAAAAAUUUUAAACAAAUCUGAUAUUAUUAUAAAGUAACUUUGUAACAUACUUAAUCCUGAGUUAGUAUUUAAAACUAUGGCUUCAGAAUUGAGAAAAUAUGAUGAUAUUAAUUUUGUUUCACCUUUUGUUAGAUCCCUUGAUUUAAUCCUUUUAACAGAUUCUGACCUAAAAGAGUUAAGGAAUUUCUUGAAAAAUUUGCAAUUUUAAAAGAAUUUAGUACCAGAAAAAAUUUAGCUAUUUGUUGAUAUAUUUAAAACAUGGAGCUAUAAUCCAGUCUCAGCCAUAACUCUUUGCUUUUUAACUCAAGCUUAUGAGUUAGCAUAUAAUAUCAUCAUGAGCUUCUGUGAGAUAGAACUUAAUAAAUCAAAUUUAACUUAAAUAUGCGAAUUGAUUUAUCUUUUAGAAAAGCCCAUUUUUGUUUAUUUAAGACUUUAGUUGUUAGAACAUGAGAAAUACCCUUAUUUGUUGAAAUCAUUACAUGGUUUGAUGAUGCUCUUACCUUAAGGUGAAACAUAUAAUUUACUAGCUUCUAGAAUCAAAUUAGUUGGUUAAGGAAGCACAGAUUAGUAAACUAUGGUAUCAUAGCCUUGGGAUAAAUUGAUUGAGAACAAAAUUGAUACCUCUAAGAUGGUUGAAAUAUAUUUAAAAGUUUAAAUAGACGCAAGAAUAUAUAAAGAAAAUAUAGAAAAUUUAAAUAAAUUAAAAAAAUAAUGA